Molecule: messenger RNA, 815 nt
Organism: Orycteropus afer afer
Lineage: Eukaryota; Metazoa; Chordata; Mammalia; Tubulidentata; Orycteropodidae
Gene: ELP6
Product: elongator acetyltransferase complex subunit 6
Biological process (GO): tRNA wobble uridine modification
Cellular component (GO): elongator holoenzyme complex
Source: RefSeq, a predicted model, not a curated record
CCUCGGAGUUCAGAAUGUUCCCAGAGCUCAAUAACCUUUUAAACACGACCCCAGAUAGGGCGGAGCAGGGGAAACUGACUCUACUCUGUGAUGCCAAGACAGAUGGCAGUUUCCUUGUGCACCACUUUCUUUCCUUCUACCUCAAAGCUAAUUGUAAAGUGUGCUUUGUGGCCCUCAUCCAGUCCUUCAGUCACUACAAUAUCGUGGGACAGAAGCUGGGUGUCAGCCUGACCACUGCACGGGAGCGUGGGCAACUUGUGUUCCUUGAAGGUCUCAAGUCCUCAGCGGAUGUCUUCUUCCGAUCCCACGAGGAGCCACACCCCCUGCAGUUUCUCAGGAAGGCCAGCGCUGAGGAUCUGCAGCCGUUGUAUGAGUUUGUGAAGGAGGCCCUGAAGCCUGUGGACAGUGGGGACCCCACGUGGAGGUGUCCGGUGUUGCUGGUAGAUGACCUCAGUGUGCUGUUGAGCCUGGGCAUAGGGGCAGUGGCCGUGCUGGACUUUGUCCACUACUGCAGAGUUACUGUGUGCUGGAAACUAAAGGGAAAUAUAGUGGCCCUUGUGCAUGACAGUGGAGACGUUGAGGAUGAAGAGAAUGACAUCCUACUGCAUGGCCUCAGUCACCAGAGCCAUCUGAUCCUACGGGCUGAGGGGCUGGCCACUGGCUUCUGUCGGGAUGUGCAUGGGCAGCUGACGAUCCUGUGGAGGAGACCGUUGCAGCCCACAGCCCGGCAGGAACGGAGCCUCACUUACCAGUACAAGAUACAGGACAAGAACGUGUCCUUUUUUGCCAAAGGAAUGUCUCCUGCUGUUUUGUGA